UACUAUUCAUGAAAACUUAAUCUUUCCUGAAUACAUGAUUUUAUAUAAAUAUUGGGUCAUCAUUAUUACAUCGAAAAUAUCAGAAACUUGGAUCAUAAAGUUGAUUGAUGGCAUCAUCGAAUUUGAUCAAAAGUUGACAUCAUCACUUCCAACGUACUUUAAAGUUCAAAAACGUAAAUUUAGUAUAUAUUAUUGGAAUAAAAUAUUUAUUUCUACAUCUUUGUAUUACAUAGCACUUACAUUUUUGUACCUGUACUUAUGGCCUGUAAAGAUUAUGGAUAUUACAACCUUCGUUUUAUAUUUUAUUCGUGUGUCUUUUAUCAUAGACUUCACAUUGAUUGUUUCUUCGUAUUUUUACUUACGAAACUUGGAGAACAGAUUCGAAACAUUGAAUGAUUUAUGGAGAUGCCUUCCAGAAGGAUUGUUGGCUGUUCCUGAUGAAUGUUCAGAAUAUGAUAUAGUAAUUAUGGUGGAUAACAUACGAACGUUACACGCUGUUCUAUCUGACAUAUUAAGAAUAUUCAGUAGGGGUUACGGACAAAUGCUUUUAGCCUACUUUGUACUCACUUACAUUGAUACGUUGUGUAAUAUAUUUUAUAUAGUAUGCUUUAAAUAUUCGUCAGAAGAUCAUCAAACACUGAAAAAAGUCCUAAAAGAAACUGUUCCAUUCAUCUUAAGUUUAAAAAAUAUAAUUUUUACUAUGUCCAUUAUUACUGCUGCCUCACGAGUAAAUGAUAAGAAAAGACACAUAAUAUCCUACUUACGAUUAACCAAGAUUUCAAAAUUAUCAGUUGCCUUAAAAAUCCAGGUUAAAAUGUUUAUGAAUCAAAUAUCAGUUUUUGAAUCAGAUGAAAUGACAGCUUUUGGAAUUUUCAGUAUUAAUAUGAAUUUAGUUAUAUCAAUUAUAAUAUUACUUAUUUCUGGAAUAUCAACAAUGAUACAAAUGAAAGAGCACCCAAUGGUAUUGCAAACAAUUAAUACUACAAGAAUUUUAUACCAGAAAUGGAAUAUAUCAGUGUAGUGUUCUACAAUGUAUCAAAUCCAGCAUUGUAAUAUGUAGCAAUUUUUAUUGGUUCAUAGGUAUCAAUCUCUAUUAUUUUUUUUUUCUAAGCGUAUAUAAUACUGACUUUGUACUACACAAUUUUUUUUUUAUAUUAAUGACACUUAAAAAGAAAUAGGGCUAAGUUGAAAAUACAUCAUUAAAAAUUUCAACUUAAUUUUUCUUACACACUUUUUUUUAUUUUGUAUUACUCAUUAGUAUUCUCUGAUUGCAAAU
Rhopalosiphum maidis (corn leaf aphid) is the source of this 1276-nucleotide messenger RNA. RefSeq lists its product as uncharacterized. Gene Ontology annotation, cellular component: membrane. Gene Ontology annotation, biological process: sensory perception of taste. The transcript has 5 exons. NCBI's taxonomy places the organism in Eukaryota, Metazoa, Arthropoda, Insecta, Hemiptera, Aphididae. Bases 35 to 1021 code for a protein of 328 amino acids. The record is from RefSeq and is a predicted model, not a curated record.